GGCAACCCUAAGUCCCCGGAUUCUCGCCUCAUGGCGACCCCCUCUCUAGAAAGUGACGCAUGCUCGGUUACGCUGUGUGACGGCUUGCUAAGCAAUCGCUAAGUCAAGAAGAAAAGAAAAAAGAAUAUUAAAAAAAAGAAGAAAACGCUAAGAGAGGGGAGGGUGGAAAAUUCAACCGUUGGUUGUGAGCGAUAAGUUUUGUUUACGUCGUGUGCACUCUACGAGUCGUAUGACGUGCAGAGUGGUGUCGUUUGCGCCGGCGCAUUACGAUCAACGUGGAAAAUUAUUUUGAAUUGUAAUUUAUUUCGAAAAAAAAAAAAAUUAGAGCGGUUUUUUAAGAAUCACGUACAGACUAAGGGCGAAUGCAACGAAAGAAUGCCUGAAAGUAUGUAAUUAUUAUGCUAAAUAUUUUUAAAAUUUGCCAUUGGACUGACGCAACGGAAUUAAAAGUACCAUUUUAUUUUGCAAGACGUAAGCAUUGAAAUGCAAACAUUUGUUCUGUGUUUUUGCAUCGUAACGAUCAUUCAUCUACAAUUUUGCACCAUGGAUUUUAACUUGCAUUGCAUCUGAUUGGAAAUUUUUAAAAACAUUUCAUUUUCGUCAUCUUACUAAGUGAAGACAUUUCGUGGAAUUUAUAUUUUUUUUACUUAACUGAUGAUGAUUGCGGAACGUAUAGAGGGGACAUUUUUUAUAUCGUUUGCAGAAGAUUUAUGAUACUUUUGUAUUUUAUUCUAAAGAAAAAAGAUUGAUAAAUGGUUGCAGCACCUUUUAUCUGUAGAAUAUAACUUAUUUUUUAUUUUAUUUCAAAUUGCAAUUUAAAAAAAAUUGAAGAUUGUGUUCAUAAAACUGUUUUUAAGCUGUGUAUCAGGUAUAAUUGUUUUCCGAAUAAUAGUAUCAUUUGUUCGAAGAUACUGAUAAUAUUUAUUUAUGAUAGUAAUUUAUAAGAAAUAAAUCUGGAAUCGUUUAAGAAUAAAAGGUUAAGAAAGAAACGGUCAUGUGUUUUCGUGAAAUUAAGUGGUAAUUUCUGGACGAUGAGUGGUAAGAGACGAACUGCGUGCCCUAAGACUGGUGACGAAAAGGAAGCGGGAGAUACAAAUUCUCCGGAUACUUCAUUGCCACCUCCUCUCAGUUCCAUUCCUCAGUCACCAACUUGCCGAAAAAUAUUCUUUGACGAAAAUUUCAAAGUCACACCUUUUCCCGAGGCAUCAGAAGAAGUAAUAGAACAACAGAAACAGAAAUGGAACUUUGAUUUUCAAACAGAAACACCCUUGCCGGGGCGUUACCUCUGGUUGAGAACUGAAGGAAGCAGUGGUUAUUACAAAAAUGGAAAGGGAGCGCCCUUAGAUAAUCCUCCCCGGCGAGGUGAAGGCCAAAGGAGAGCUUCUAAACGAUCACAUCAGAGUGAAGAAGGGGUGGAAGAUAGUAGGACGAAGAAGAAAGAUUCAGAAUCUGGGAUUUCAUGUGAUACAGCGCUCAACGAAUCCCAGGAAUCCGGGGAAUCCCUUCGAUUCAGCGACACCCCUCUCGGCAUUGACUUGACGUAAAAAAAUCAUAAUUUAAAGAAGUCCUAUUCAUUUUGCCAAUAGAUGGCAGCAUCUGCAAUACCAUUGUUUUUUAACAUCAUUAGAGGAGCACGCACAUUUUUGGUCAAAAAUGUUUGUUAAUUUUUUUUUUUUUAUAUAUAGAUAUAAUUUUUUUAAAAAUUGAUUUUUUAUUGAAACUUUGUUUAAAUGUUAUUGUAAAACAGAGAAAGAGCUGUAAUUCAAUGAUAUUUUAUUUCCCUGAGUUUAUUGCAAGGAAUAGUAAUUUCUGUAAUCGAAAUGUUUAAAGGAUCUAUGUAAGUGUGAGUAAAAUAUAUUAUAUCGAUAUUUAUAAGUAAUUUUUUACUUAAUAAAGCUUCACUUUCAGCGAU
This is a messenger RNA of Parasteatoda tepidariorum (common house spider), 1912 nucleotides long. RefSeq lists its product as uncharacterized. Lineage: Eukaryota; Metazoa; Arthropoda; Arachnida; Araneae; Theridiidae. Gene Ontology annotation, biological process: regulation of cell cycle. Gene Ontology annotation, molecular function: cyclin-dependent protein serine/threonine kinase inhibitor activity. The record is from RefSeq and is a predicted model, not a curated record. Gene Ontology annotation, cellular component: nucleus.